AAACGCGUGUGCAGAUCCAGGAGUCGGUUCGAGGCAAAGAUGUCUUCAUCAUCCAGACAGUGUCUAAGGAUGUGAACACUACCAUCAUGGAGUUGCUGAUCAUGGUGUAUGCGUGCAGGACUUCCUGUGCCAGGAGCAUCACCGGGGUUGUACCCUACUUCCCCUACAGUAAACAGUGUAAGAUGAGGAAGAGAGGCUCCAUUGUCUCCAAGCUGCUGGCCUCCAUGAUGUGUAAAGCAGGUCUGACCCAUCUCAUCACCAUGGAUCUUCAUCAGAAGGAGAUUCAGGGUUUCUUCAACAUCCCAGUAGACAACCUGAGAGCUUCACCCUUCCUACUGCAGUACAUACAGGAGGAGAUUCCUGACUAUAGAAAUGCAGUGAUAGUGGCCAAAUCUCCAGCCUCAGCCAAAAGGGCCCAGUCGUUUGCAGAGCGGUUGCGUCUGGGUAUAGCAGUGAUCCACGGAGAGGCCCAGGAUGCUGAGUCAGACCUGGUGGAUGGAAGACACUCCCCUCCUACUGCCAAGACUAGUGGAGUCCUAGACCUCAGACUGGAGAUCCCAGCGUUGAUCCCCAAAGAGAAGCCUCCCAUCACGGUGGUAGGGGACGUAGGAGGCCGCAUCGCUAUCAUCGUGGAUGACAUCAUAGAUGAUGUGGACAGUUUCGUGGCGGCGGCAGAGACGUUGAAGGAGCGUGGAGCGUGCAAGAUCUUCGUCAUGGCAACGCACGGCAUACUUUCCUCCGAUGCACCAAAACUCAUAGAGGAGUCUGCCAUCGACAAGGUGGUGGUAACCAACACUAUUCCCCAUGAGCAUCAGAAGCUGCAGUGCGCUAAGAUCCAGACGGUGGAUAUCAGCCUGAUCCUUUCUGAAGCCAUCAGACGCAUCCACAGCAGAGAGAGCAUCUCCUGCCUGUUCAGACACAUAGGACUGGAUGACUGAACACACACAGAGAGAGCAUCUCCUGCCUGUUCAGACACAUAGGACUGGAUGACUGAACACACACAGAGAGAGCAUCUCCUGCCUGUUCAGACACAUAGGACUGGAUGACUGAACACACA
Messenger RNA from Coregonus clupeaformis (lake whitefish), 1057 nucleotides. RefSeq names its product phosphoribosyl pyrophosphate synthetase-associated protein 2 (gene prpsap2). Gene Ontology annotation, molecular function: magnesium ion binding; ribose phosphate diphosphokinase activity. Gene Ontology annotation, cellular component: cytoplasm; ribose phosphate diphosphokinase complex. NCBI's taxonomy places the organism in Eukaryota, Metazoa, Chordata, Actinopteri, Salmoniformes, Salmonidae. Gene Ontology annotation, biological process: 5-phosphoribose 1-diphosphate biosynthetic process; purine nucleotide biosynthetic process. The record is from RefSeq and is a predicted model, not a curated record.